This is a messenger RNA of Adineta steineri, 3073 nucleotides long. The record is from the annotation of a GenBank genome assembly. NCBI's taxonomy places the organism in Eukaryota, Metazoa, Rotifera, Eurotatoria, Adinetida, Adinetidae.
AUGAAAAAAACAGAAGUAAACAGUGAUGGAAAUUCAAUAUCAUCUGUAUUAACUUUCGAUGAACUGAAGAAGAAAAAUGUAACUGGAAAGAAUCUAAUGGAAUGGUCAAGUCCGAUUGAUCUUAUUGAACGAUACGAGCAUUUUUUGCAAAUGAACAAAUAUUCAUCGAACGAAGUAUUUUAUAAUUGUACUCGACCAUGGUUUGGAUCGCUCUGUCAAUAUAAAUUCAUUGAAGAUCAACCAUUUCCAAAGAUGAUCGAAACAAUAGAUAAUUGGAAUGAUCAGAUUCUAUAUGUAAAUGCGACUUUUACUUGUUAUAUGCAUUUGAAAUGCAAUCGUGGUUCACCUUAUAUUUGUCUCGAUUGGCGUGAAAUAUGCGAUGGAAAAGUGGAUUGUUUCGAUGGUGGAGAAGAUGAAAAAUAUUGUCUCGAACUUGAACUAAAUACAUGCGAAGACAACGAAUAUCAAUGUCGAAAUGGAAUGUGUAUCAAUAAAGUGUUUCUGUUAGAUGAAGUGUAUGAUUUAAUUAGUCCAGAGUGUUUAGAUAGAUCCGAUGAAUACUUAAACAAGGAUGGUGGUAUAUGUAAGUUUAUUCCACUUUUUAAAUGCGAAGAUAUCAUGUCUCGAUCCAGCUCUCAUUUUACUUGUGGAGAUGGCAAUUAUCUCUGGGACUAUAUACCACGCAGGAGAUCUGGGUGUAAAAAUAAGCGAGAUCAGGUAUGGAACUUUUUAAUCGGUUGGCACAAUAAUAAAGAUACACGAUUUCCUCGCUGUUUCAAGAUUCUCAUCUGUACAUCACUUAUAUUUUCAUCGGAUCAAUUCGAUGAGUAUUGCAAACAUUUAUGUGAGAAUAUGAAAGAAUGUAAAAUACAAAUUGUUCACUCGUGUCCAGCUGCAUUUAUUGCACCUUCUAUACCUGUGUCGGGUGAUCAUAUUCGAUUAGGCUACUUUUCUAAUCAAACAUUUAAUAAUCGUGUUGACGCCACACCUAUGUUUAUAUGCUAUGAUCAAAAACGUUGUCCAUUUCUCUUACCAACAUUAAUAGUGGAAAAUUAUACAUGCAUACAUAUAAAUGCUUUGAACUUGUCAUCGAACUCGAAGCUGUACGAGCCAUUUGUUUUAUGUAAUCAAUUGUUUGAAAGUGUAAAUGACACCCACUGUUCAAAUCCGACAAUGUUACGUUGUCUGGGAACAAAUAAAUGUAUUUCUAAGCGUCGAAUUAUGGAUGGCAUUUCGGAUUGCUAUGGCAAUUUCGAUGAGUCAAUUUCAGCUAAUUCAUGUGCAUUGAAUGAUACAGAUCGCUUUCAAUGUACAUCGGAACAAAAAUGUCUUCGACCUAUUCUCAAGGGAGAUGGGCAUGCACAGUGUAUGGGAAAAGAGGAUGAAUUUGCUCUGGAUGGUAUCAUAACUGAUAUAUAUGAACUUCCUUUUUCUGCCAUUUGUGACAAUUGGACUGAUAUAUCCAGUUUAACAAAUGAAACUGAUGAAACUCAUUGUGAAGAAUGGCAAUGUGUAAAUCAAUAUACACGAUGUAAUAAAGUGUGGAAUUGUCCAAAAGGCAUCGAUGAAAUCAACUGUUCAUCAAGUUCUAUGUGUCCUGCAGAUCAUCAUCCUUGUGUCUUUGAAAAGAAUCGAACAAUGGAUUGUUUACAUAUAAGUCAUGCCGAAGAUGGAAUUGUCGAUUGUCUUGGAGCAACUGAUGAGAGAUCUUAUUGUAAAUCACAAAAUCCGAAAGAUGAUUUCAAUAGUUAUCGCUGCUGGAAUGACACAAAAUGUGUUCAAGUUUCCAAUCGUUGUGUAAGUUGUAAUAAAUCUACCGAUAUCGAUCAAUUAUGUGGUCAUUUUCAUUCGAAAAUUAUAACCUAUUUAGAAUCCGCACGAAACAUUCUCUUUCACAAUAAAACAUCGUUCUCUCAUAAAUCUUCACUUAGUUUUCCUUCGUUGAAAUUACCAUCAAUUGCUCAAAAUCAUACGCAAUACCAUAUAAUGGACAAUAUGAAAAUCGAUACUCGUGUAUAUCAAAAUGAUCCUCGUGCACUGUUAUGCCAUCAAGGUGUUGUAAUUCUUGCUGAUAAAGAUGAAAGAGUACAUUGUCUCUGUUCAUCACAUUAUUAUGGGAAUUUUUGUCAAUAUCAAAAUCAACGUCUUACACUUACUAUUCGAAUACGUCAAGAAAGCUUAGAAAAAUUUCAUGUGAUUGGCAUUGUUAUUAGACUUGUUGAUCAUACUGGUCUUAUUCAUUCAUAUGAACAAAUUACAUAUCUUCCUUUGAUUAAUUGUGAUGCGAAAUACAAUUUACAUCUUCUUUAUCAAGAUCGACCGAAGAACAUGUCAAAGAAUUAUUCACUCUAUAUCGAUGCAUACAAUAAAAGAAAUCUCACUUAUAUUACCAGUUGGAUAUUUCCCGUUCAAUUUCUUUUUAUGCCUGUUAAUCGUAUGAGUGCUUUGCUCACAAUUCCAGCAGAUCAAGACUGUCGUCUAUUAUGUAGCGACAAAUAUCUCGAAUCGUUAAGAAAUAUUAACACUGAUUCGUGUCAAUGUCACUCAGAUCAAACAAAUUCGAUUCAGUAUAAAUGUAACUGUUCACCAGACUCGAUCUGUGUUGGUUUUAUCAAUAAUCGAUCAAUUUGUCUUUGUUCUUUGGCAAAAGUUGGUCCUCGAUGUUAUCUGAAUUCAAUUUGUCAAAUGAAUACAUGUGAGAAUAAAGGUAUUUGUGUACCAUCUGAUCCUCGACAGUCGUUGGCUAACUUUACCUGUGUCUGUCCAGAGGGAUUUUCUGGGGAAAAUUGUAAAGAGAAAGACGUACAAAUCGAUAUGUCAUUUUCUGAUGUAGAACCUACCGGAUCUCUAUUGAUUCACUUCAUCAAAGUGAUAAAACUCAUAGAAAUGAGCAAAGAUCAAGCACCAACUCGAAUAACUAUUUUUAAAAAAAUUCAAUUUUAUCAAAAGAUAAUUACAUUUUAUAUGGCAUUGGAAUUUCAUCUUGUCUUCCUUCAACUUGAGAAUGUUUAUUAUUUGAUUGUACUUCAACAUGAACAUACACCUUCAAUUGUUAUUUCUACACAAAUCUCUU